AUGGGCCCGACGAUCGAGUUGCCCGGUGAGGCACACCCAUUGACACAUCGCAAUGUGGUGGAUGCCUUAGUGCUGGCUGCAAGCUCUACGCAGCAGCAGGUUCAAACAGGAACCAAGCAGCUGGAGAACUGGGAGCGACAUGCUCUGUACCAUGCCAUGCUUCAGGAUGUCUUUCUUGACCGUUCCCUCCCGACCGAAGUACGCUACCUGGCCAUUAUACGAUUGAAGCACGGCAUUGAUCGAUACUGGCGCAAGACCGCCACCAAUGCAAUUUCCAAGGAUGAGAAAGCGCAGAUCAAGACCAGAGCCCUGGAGGCUGGUGUAGAAGAGCCUGCUCGUCCGCUUGCCCUCCAGAAUGCCUUGAUGGUGGCCAAGAUCCUGCGCUAUGAGUUUCCUCAUGAUUGGCCCGAUGCGAUUACAUCCGUUAUCACCUUCCUUCGAUCCUCCAUUCAACCUGGCGCCAACCCGCUGCAGCUCCCUCGAACCCUCCUCAUCCUCCUACAAAUCAUCAAAGAGCUGUCAACUGCCCGAAUCCAGAGAACCCGUGUUCAAUUGCAAUCAGUCUCUCCCGAGAUAUUCCAGGUGCUAGGCAGCAUAUAUGUGGACAAAGUUGGCCAAUGGACUGGUAUUCUGGAGCACGGGGGCUCGGACGAAGCAGCGUUACUGGAGGUUAUCGAACAGAGCCUGGUGUCUCUGAAGGUCCUCCGCCGCCUGAUCAUUUCUGGAUUCGAACACCCAGGCCGUGAUCAAGACGUGCAGAAGAUUUGGGAGUUAACCAGUACGCAUUUCAGUCGGUUUCUCUCAUUCCUGGAUGGUUCUAUUCAAUUACCGCAGUCGGUCCACGCGGCAAUUGAGAAGCACAUUCUGCAACUAUCGAAGCUGCACGUUGAGAUGGCGAAAACCCACCCCGCAUCCUUCGCGUUGUUGGACAACAGCAUUACCUUGGUCAACUCAUACUGGUCAUUGGUCGUCAAGCUGAGCGAGAACUAUGUUAGUCUCGGCGCUGAUCUCGAGACGGAAGGAAAGUCUCUUUUCGAAAAAGCAGGCCUCCGAGCCUUGCUCCUUAUCAGAGCCUGCGCCAGAAUGGCAUUCAAUCCGGUCCAAACAUUUAAAUAUCAGACUCCCCAGGACAAGGAAGAGCGCAAGAAGGCUGUCGAGCGGAUCAAGACGCAGCUAUUUACCGAGGACUUUGUGGUCAAUGUUAUGGAGCUACUGGUCACACAAUUCUUCAGAUUCCGGAAUAUUGAUUUCCAGGAGUGGGAGGAAGAUCCCGAGUCGUGGGAAAAGAAAGAGGAACAAAGCACCGAGGCCUGGGAGUUCUCCAUCCGCUCAUGCUCUGAGAAGCUCUUCCUGGAUCUUGUCAUUCACUUCAAGGAUUUGCUUAUUCCCCGGCUGUUGCACGUGUUCUAUUCCUUUGCAACUACGGAGAACCGCAAUGUAGUUCUGAAGGACUCGUUGUACUCGGCCAUUGGUCUUGCAGCAGCUAGUCUCGAGCAUCACUUGGACUUCAACAGCUUCCUCGAGAAGACCAUGGUUCCGGAAGUCCAGAUUCACGACCCCGAGUACAGGUUGUUGCGGCGACGAAUUGCCGUCGUUCUUGGCCAAUGGGUGCCAGUCAAGCCUGGUGAACUGAACCGAGAUGCCGUGUACCAAGUAUUCCAGCACUUGCUAAACAAAGACGACCCACUGAACGACCUGGUCGUUCGUAUUACUGCAGGUCGCCAACUUCGCAACGUGCUUGACCCUUGGGAAUUCACGGCUGAGGGGUUCAUGCCCUAUGCACAGUCAAUCCUUGGAAGCCUCAUGGCUCUUGUACAGGAGGUCGACGCAGCGGAAACAAAGAUGGGAUUGCUGGAGACGGUGCGAGUAGCCGUGGUCAAGAUGGAGAACCAUAUCGGCGCCUUCUCGGACCAGAUUCUCUCGCUACUCCCACCAUUGUGGGAGGAGUCUGGAGACGAGCAUCUCAUGAAGCAGGCAAUUCUCACCCUGCUGUCGUCGUUGAUUCAUUCGUUGAAACAAGAAUCUGCACGGUACCAUGCGCUCAUCCUUCCCCUGAUCCAGAGCUCCGUCCAUCCCGAAUCCGAUACGAUCGUCUACCUUUUGGACGAGGCUUUGGAACUUUGGACCGCUAUCAUCAUGCAAACCCCCAGCCCUGCCUCCCCUGAAAUUCUCUCCCUCCUCCCUGCCGUCCUUCCCAUUCUCGAACAAGGAACCGAUGCUGCACCUCAAGGUCUCCAAAUCAUCGAGUCGUACAUUCUGCUUGCACCCCAGGCAGUACUUAGCGACGAGUUCCGACUUCCACUUCUUACCACCUUACAGACCCUUCUUCAGUUCACGACAAAACAGCGUACCGGCGUUGUACCUCGACUAGUCGAUAUGAUGAUUCGCGGUGCCGAAGCUGUCGAUGGUGGAAGCGAGGCUAGUUACAGUGCCAUCUCCCAGUCCCUGCUUGACAGCUCAUUCCUCCACUCUCUGCUCGAGGGCCUUUAUACCGCCCACGAAGCGAGUCAAACUACGGGCCCUAACCGGAAGACUUCAUACGUUGUCGGUGUCGUUGAAACGGACUAUUACUCCGUUCUUGCACGACUUGCGCUUGCAAACCCCACUAUCUUUGCCUCGGCCGUCGCUGCUGCGACAAACUCCACCCAGGAGCAGACCCUCACCUGGUUAAUCACCGAAUGGUUCUCUCACUACGAUAAUAUCGGCAGCGUAAACCAGAAGAAACUGCAUGCACUCGCCCUUACACAACUCCUCGCCAUUCAGGCCCCCCCAUCCGACCCAUCUCACCCCGCACCCCCUCCCGCUUACAUUCUCAGUCACUUGCAGUCUUACCUCACCAUCUGGACGGAUAUCAUUAUUGAGCUCGCGGAAGGUGGCUCCGACCAGAAUGCUGAUUUCCUGGUCUGCUGGAACGCCCCCGCCGGCUCCUCAACUGCCCAGCCCGAAGUAGAUGAGAACGAGGACCCCGAGACUCGCCGCCGUCGCGAGUGGGAUAACGCAGAUGCGAUCCACCGCUUCCCGAUCCGCGAUUUCGUUCGGCACCGUCUACAUGAGCUGAUCGUGGCUUGUGGUGGUGCACAGCGGUUCCAAGAAAAGUGGCUGGUGAAUGUCGACAGUGAAGUGGUGUCGGCGUUCGGUGCUCUGGGUCUGAUCUAA
Molecule: messenger RNA, 3156 nt
Organism: Penicillium daleae
Lineage: Eukaryota; Fungi; Ascomycota; Eurotiomycetes; Eurotiales; Aspergillaceae
Product: putative importin 11
Exons: 7
Coding region: 1-3156 (1051 amino acids)
Biological process (GO): protein import into nucleus
Cellular component (GO): cytosol; nuclear envelope
Molecular function (GO): small GTPase binding
Source: RefSeq, a predicted model, not a curated record